Molecule: messenger RNA, 2744 nt
Organism: Folsomia candida
Lineage: Eukaryota; Metazoa; Arthropoda; Collembola; Entomobryomorpha; Isotomidae
Exons: 7
Coding region: 1271-2704 (477 amino acids)
Source: RefSeq, a predicted model, not a curated record
UGCAAGUGAUAUUGAAUUAAAGCAAUUCGUAUAAAAGUGUGGGUGUGUCGCCAAGCAUAAUAUUCAUGUAUCGGGAUUAUUCGGGCACAUCAACGACAGAAACCCCACAACAGGACUGGAGUACAUUAACUUCUGGAGAAAAAGCUGCCAUAAUCACAGUGUUAUCUGUCUUCGGAAUCGUAUUUAUGAUCCUAUUCCUUAAACAAGUGGGAGAAUGGAUUGGAUAUCGUUGGGCAUUAAGACAUGACAAAAAUGUGGUCGGGGUAGCUGUCAUGCGACGAAGGGGUUCAAACUCAGAGGAAAAUCACUCCAACGGUGACAAUGAUCAUGGUGACGGUGAAAUGAAUCGUAUGCCGAUGGAUCAAGUCGUUAUCUCAGAAGUCGAACUUUCCGCAAUUGAUCGAAUUAUUGCGAGGCAGUCGACAGGGCGGAACCCAGCCCAAACUCAGAGACCAUCGCCAUACCCUCGGCAACUCUUUUCAACAAUUUCCUAUCCUGUUGGCUCUGACCUUCCUCCCGCGUAUGACGAUGCAUUACAUUUCGAACUAAGGGAUAUGAAUAAUGUAGAACCAAUAGAUCAUUUGGUCGGAGAGCCAGAUUGUCCUCCUCCAAGCUACUGGAAUUCCAUCGGAGGCAACACGGGAUACAGAUGACGCCAAAAACACUGUCAGGAGACUUCUUGCCCGUUAUGUUACAAUUUGUUUAAGGUCCGUUCUUUAAUAAAACCACGCGUAGUUAGUUCCAUACCAAUCCGCCCAAUUAUUAUUUGGCUGGCACUUAUUUGUCACGUAUGACAGACGUGGGACAUGUAUUGCGCACUAAUUGGUACACAUGAAUGCAUACUCAAUUACUCACUUUGUGCAAAUAAUCUACGUCGAUUAAUUAUGAUUGAGUAAUUUAUUGUUCGUGAUCACAUUGAAUUUCCGCUCUGUUCGAUUUUUACAAAUUACGGAAUGCUUUCAGUGUACAUUUUCACUCUGCAAAACUGAAAAUCAUAUUUUCAAUACUGCUCAUUAUUAUAAUUUUCGACCGAUCGAUCUUGUGCAUGUGGAGACGUUGCUUUAGUAGCUUUAAUGCAUGGUGUGUUUGCUCUCUUCAAGCAGCAAGUGCUUUGCAAGAUUAGUAGUUAUUGUGUUCUCGUUCUUGUCGCUUUUUAAUAAAUGAGUUUUUGACCUAUACAAACGCUAAUAUUUGUCUUUUCUAUAAAAGGGGCACGAGCUUCACGAUAUGUCGUUAUUAUGGUGUCUAGAGAAAGCGGCAUCAUUGCAAAAUGCAAAUAUCCACCAUAUCAGUGUAUCAUCAGUACCUGAACGUUUUGAAAAUAUUGGGAAUAUUCCCAUACAAGCUGAGUUAUGGGUCGUCCGACAAUCCCGAUAAUCGAGAGACUCGUACCACAAACAAUAACACGGACAAGUUGACUCUUGACUUUGGAGAGUUUGAUAAGUCCUUAACGUCCGUUGGAUUUCACAAGAGAGGAUUUUUUGCAGCAUGGAAUUACGUGGUUUUCGGUUUCUUUUACUGUUAUUUUGUUUUCCAAAUUGGCCGAUUUACUGAAAGAUUUAUGGCUGGGUCGGGAGCGAUUGAAAUGUUCGGGAUGAGUUGCUGGAUUUGGAAGCCAAUUUUCGUUGGUUCCUUUGCACUUCACUUUCACCAAAAUAAGAAUGCUCUCGCCGACUUUUAUACGACUUGGCAUCGCGUCGAGUUAGUUAUUCACCAAGAAUGGAGCAGAACUUUACCGUUCAAAGUGUCAGCCGUUUGCAAACAGAUUAUUCGAAAAAAGCGAUUUGCUUAUGUAUAUGUUCCGCUCUGGACUGUCUUGAUUAUGACGUGGAUGACGUUGAACCAUUUGGACAGCCCAGGCUUCCCAUCUUACAUUUCCUCUUUUAUUGGAAAUCCGCUGGACCCUGUGAAAUUUUCCUGGCUGCUGCCCAUCUCUGUCCUUGUCCAAAUACUGGCUCUGAUUCCAAUUCUCGUAACUUUUGACCACUUUUAUAUCGUCUGCUUGACUUUCUCCAACUCAAUCUCGCGAAUUGUAAUUCUCCUGACGGACCCGUUCCAGUCGUCGGAAGAGGAGCUUGACCAGUUACUCCGCGACUGCAAAAGCGACGACGGUGUGAUGUCCCAAUCCCAACUUUCUGAUUCUGAGACGGAUCCUUACGACAAAAAAAUAUUUGAGGUUUCCAAAUUUCUACAUUCGAUCCCACUCGACGGGAAUUUGCAAAUUAUAGCCAAACUCCAAUUGGCAAUGCAGCACUACGGCAUGCUCGAAAAACUGACAAAAGAGUUCAACCGGUUGCACAGAUGGAUGUUGUUUUUAUACCAGGCGGUGAUACUGGUCAAUUUUUGCAUAUUAAUUUUUGUGCCGUUACGUUUCAGUAAGAUUUUCCCGUGGACAAGUCUCGUCGUAUUUUUUGUCUCGUUCCUUUUCUUCGCGUUCCAUCUGUGCACCUUGCUGCCAUCCAUGGGCAAUGUUUUCGGCAAGUCUUCCGACUUUCGAACAGUUUGGGAGAGACGGUUGGCUCGCGUUUGUCACACGAUUCCAUUUGCACAAUUUUUGCAGUUAAAAUCCGAACUCGAUAGUUGCCUGCCUUUCGGAUUUCAAACUGGGACGUUCUACACCCUACACCCUGGCUCCAUGCUCUUGUUCUACUCUUAUGCGACAUCCUAUUUGAUCGUGUUGUUGCAGUUGGACAUUCGAUAUUAGUUUCAAAUAUGCAAAAUAAAAAUAAAAUGCUGCCAUUUUA